AUGGCCGACGUCAACAUGUUGAAGCGGCACCUGUGCAAGACGACCGGCGUCCCACGAUUCCGGCAGAGGCUUCUGCACAACGGCAAUGCGUUCGAGGAUCUCGUCUUGCAGCCAGAUAUCGAUUUACAGCUCAUCGUGCUGCCCUUUCCUGAGGUCUCCCCCCAGGCUCAGCAGCAGUUGACAAACUCGGUGUUGCGUGGCAACGCGGAUGAACUUCGGUACUGGUUACCGAGAGGCUGGGACCCCUCAGCAUUUGUGAAGCGACCCUCGUCCAAGUGCCGUCGUUUUGUUUCCAGUCCUCAGCUGAUGCUAGCAUGUUAUAUUCGAUGUCGUGUGGCAGCUGUGACAGUUGCCGAACUGCUCCUGCAGGCAUAUGCUGACAUAAACGCACAGGAUGAGGAAGGAGUCACGCCGAUACAGUGUGCGCUGACGAGAAGCCGCAUCGAACUGGUUCGCUUGUUUGUGGAGGCCAAGGUUGACCUCAACGUCAAAGAUUCAAGUGGGAAGACACCUUUGCAUCUAGCGGCGGAUCCAAAGGCGCGAGUCAAUGCCGCGGAAAUGAUUCGCUGGCUCGUGCAGGCAAAAGCUGGCAUGAAUGUGCAGGACGGACGUGGGCAAACAGCCCUUCACCUGGCGGUAAGAAAUAACGCCGUAGAAGCUGCUCGCUUGCUCGUGGAGGCCAGGGCUGACAUGAACAUCGAGGAUAACAAACAUGUGACAGCGCUCCGUCGAGCACUGCAAAGUGACUCCAUGGACGUGGCUCGCUUGCUGGUGGCGGCAAGGGCUGACAUCAACAGCCAAGACAGAGCUUCUACUCAAGCGCAAAGCAACAACGUGGAAGCGACUUGCUUGCUCAAGGAGGCAGGGGCUGACCGCAACGAAGAUGAAGAGGGGCGAACAGCUCUUCAUGAUGCGGCAGCCAGAGGGCGCUUGGAAGUAGCCCGCUGGCUCCUGGAUGCGCGUGCUGACAUAAAUAUCCAGGACAAAAGUGGGCAAACAGCUUUGCAUCUAGCGACGCGAAUCAACUGUGUUGCGGUGGUUUGCUGCCUCAAGGAGGCAAAUGCUGACAUGAACCUUCAGGACGGAAGUGGGCAGACGGCCCUUCACCUAGCGGCGCGAGCCGACCACAUGGAAGUGACUUGCUUGCUGGUGGAGGCAAGGGCCGACAUCAACACCCGGGACAGAGGGCAAGUGACAGCUUUUCAUCAAGCGGCGCAAAGCAGCAACGUGGAAGCAGCUAGCUUGCUGAAGGAGGCAGGGGCUGACGCGAACGCCCAAGAUGAAGAGGGGCGGACAGCUCUUCAUGAUGCGGCUAUCGAGGGGCGCGUGGAAGUGGUUCAAUGGCUCGUAGAGGCAGGGGUCGACCGGAACAUCCAGGACCGGGAUCGCAAGACGGCUCUGCAUCAUGCGGCGCGAAAGAACCGUGUUGGAGUUGUUCGGGUGCUGUUGCACGCAGGGGCGAAGAUGAACAUCCAAGACAAGAAGGGACUGACGGCUCUUCAUCUUGCGGCGGCCAACAGUCACCUGGAAGUUGCUCGCUUCCUGGUGGAGGCAAGAGCUGACAUGAAUCUCCAGGACAGGACUCAGUUCACGGCUCUUCACCACGCCGCAAAAGUCGAUUGCUCGGAAGUAGCUCGCUUGCUGGUCAAGGCUGGGGCGGACAUGAAUAUCCAGGGCAAGAAUGGGGCUCUGUCUUCUUUGUCCUUGCAAGUGGAGCGCCUGCUUUAA
Molecule: messenger RNA, 1728 nt
Organism: Symbiodinium natans
Lineage: Eukaryota; Dinophyceae; Suessiales; Symbiodiniaceae
Source: the annotation of a GenBank genome assembly